Molecule: messenger RNA, 4796 nt
Organism: Molossus molossus (Pallas's mastiff bat)
Lineage: Eukaryota; Metazoa; Chordata; Mammalia; Chiroptera; Molossidae
Gene: CDC42EP3
Product: CDC42 effector protein 3
Exons: 2
Coding region: 339-1106 (255 amino acids)
Source: RefSeq, a predicted model, not a curated record
CUCGCUGAAUCUGCGUGUAGCAGGCAGAGACUGCGUGCGCCCUUGGAGGCGCCGGUGCGAGGCGCAGGGCCCCUGGGCAGUGGCUGCGAUCCUCGGGGGCUGCUGGUGUCUCCAUGCUGCGCAAGGGGUUGGAUGCUGAACCCGGCUCUUCCCAAAGCCCCACUUGGCUGUAACUCCGGGCAGGUGUCUGCGACCUCUGUGCCCUCUCACAGCCUCUUCGGAAGCCCCUCGAGAAAGAUGGUGUGACAGUUCCUAUCAGAGGGUCGCCAGCAACAUCCACCCUCUGUGAAGAAAGUGGCCCUUUUUCCCUUUCGCAAGAGACAUUCUCAAGUUCCAAAAUGCCAGCCAAGACCCCGAUUUACCUGAAAGCUGCCAAUAACAAGAAAGGAAAGAAAUUUAAACUGAGGGACAUUCUGUCCCCGGACAUGAUCAGCCCGCCCCUCGGCGACUUCCGCCACACCAUCCACAUCGGCAAGGAGGGCCAGCACGACGUCUUCGGAGACAUCUCCUUCCUCCAGGGCAACUACGAGCUGCUGCCCGGGCACCCCGAGAAGGCGCCGCUGGGCCCGUGCCCCGCGCACGAGUUCCUGCGCGCCAACAGCACCUCCGACUCCGUGUUCACAGAGACGCCCUCCCCGGUGCUCAAGAACGCCAUCUCCCUGCCCACCAUCGGCGGCUCCCAAGCUCUCAUGCUGCCCUUGCUGUCGCCGGUGACGUUCAGCGCCAAGCAGGAGUCCUUUGGGCCAGCCAAGCUGCCCAGGCUGAGCUGUGAGCCUGUCGCGGAGGAAAAGGCCCCGGAGCAAAGCAGCCUGCUGGAGAACGGGACAGUCCCCCCGGGGGACGUGUCGUGGGGCUCCAGUGGCUCGGCGUCGGUGUCGCAGUCCAGCCAGGGCAGGGACAGCCACUCCUCCAGCCUCUCGGAACAGUACCCCGACUGGCCAGCCGAGGACAUGUUCGACCAGCCUGCCCCGUGCGAGCUCCUCAAGGGAAAGACUAAGUCGGAGGAGUCGCUGUCCGAUCUCACGGGCUCCCUGCUCUCCCUGCAGCUCGACCUCGGGCCCUCGUUUUUGGAUGAGGUGCUGAAUGUCAUGGAUAAAAAUAAGUAACAGGACAGCUCCAGCAAUUCCUCCGGGGUAAAAGGCCUCCAGACAGGAUCACACCACCACCACAAACCACAGGCGAAGAGAAGAGCUUCACUGGCUAUAUAUGCAGUUACAUGAUGGGUUUUCUAAAAUAAUGUUCAUAAAGUAUUUUUUUACUUGUUAUGCCCUAUUUGCAAAAACCGCUAAAAGAAAAAGAAAAAAAAAAAGACUUGCCCCUGCAGAAAGAGGAAGUGAGGCAGUGAGAACCCACGUUCAGCAGGCAUGGCUGAUGUUCAGCUCACACUUUUGUUUGUAGACACAGGAACCUGCCCCACCAGGAUGGCACUAGCCACGCAGGGCUGCACCCGUCACGGCGAGGACCUGACAGUGCUCCCGCAUUUUCUGAGCAAGAGGAAGUCAGAAUUUAUUUAACACCUCUAAGCCUUUUUUCUAGAUUCUUUUCUAUCUGUUGUUCGGGCUCAUCAUAGCAGAUUCUUCAGUGUUAAAACUUUUCUCGGUUUUCACAUCCGAACAACUUGGUGGGUUUGGGGGAUUUUCUUGUAGCUCUUAUGUAUCCCUAUAUAUGAUGUCCAUAUUGCAGAACUUUGACUGUCAGCUACAUGUUGGUAAGACACAAGCAAAGUAUUACUGUAACUAAGUUAUUUUUAAAGUUAAAAUAUAUUUUUAUGUGCCUUUGGCUUUUUAUUGCAAGAGUCUGCAUUUUAUAGAUACUACGUCAAAUGUUGCCAUUGGACUUGUUUCCAUUGUGGUUCCAUUGUAAGCUGUGUAUGUGUAUGUUUGGAAAGUGUAUUCAUACUUGAGCUUUAUUUUAUUUUUUCUUCCCCUGUUAAGCUUUUCAUAGCAGCCAGCAGUGGAUUGUCGAGUGUAAAGGCACAGGUUACUCAUGACGCUUCUGCAGAGACUGUGGAAAUAUGGGUAUUUUAGUACAGUACAUACUUGCAUUACAUAGGUACUUCAUACAACACAAUAAAGAGCAAAUGUUAAAAUGAACUUGCAUGCUUAUAGUAAUAAACAAAAACAAAAGAAUAAUAAUAUUUUCUUAUUGUAUAAUCGAGAGCUAGAAAAACUGCUUCUCUAAAAUGUUGUACGAGACUUAUAAAACAAGGUAAGAGGUGAUUUCCAUCUAGUCUGUAAAUUUGCUUAUUUCCCAAAGGUUUGAGAAUCCCCCAAAACAGGGACCCUUAAUUUUAGAAAAAACAAACAUGAGAUCAGAAUUUUUUUUUUUAAGUCAAUACUGAUGCCAACCUCUCAAAACUCAUUUCUGUGACUCUUCUCUCUUAUUUUAACACACUCUGCAGCAAACCCUUACACCCCAACCCCAGCCCUAUAGCAUAGGUGUUUCCAUGGGCAGGUGCCAUAGAGACAAUUGAGGAGGCUAAAAAGAGUGCAGCAAAGGGCACUUGGCCUCCAAGGAGCCAGAGAUGCCCUGAGGGUGUCAGUUAGGCAAACAGGAACAGGAAAUGUACACACUGAUUCCUGCCUGUUGUUAACCACCCCUUUUCACUCAAAGACAAUUCCUUGCACACAAUACCGUGCAUUUCCAGCCCCGACAUGACUUCCUCUCCCAAAUACUUCAGUGAUUCUCUCACCGGGUUUGGAGUUGUUCCAGUUCUGUCAUCUGAUCAUCUGAAAUCGCCUUUGAACCGCAGGUGAACCACCACAGUCAGGACGACUAAGGAGAAGAGGAACCCUGUUGGCUUAGAGCGUUGAGUGCCUGCCUUAAUUUCCCGGGUGUAUUUCUGUGCCAUGAUGUUCAGUGUUCUUUUCUGCUGACACCCCAUUCACAGGGCCCAGUUCUGAAUAGACUUCCCCGCCACUUUGAAAUCUUGUGACCAAGGAUGAGUCUGAUAUAGCUCAUAAUUUUUAGCCAGACUCUCUCAACAUGUUCCCCAUCUUAAGUAUGAUUGAUUAUAUUCAUUCUUUCAUUUUACUUUUCAUCUGAAGCAUGACCUCAAGGAAAAGACUGAACUGUUAGGUGAAACGAUGAGGAAUACCUGCAUUUCCUCUGCCCUCUCUGUGACGGAGAACAGUUCUGCCAGGAUUGGGUGUGCUUGCAAGAAUUCAAGUGAUAAUGCGUCCUUGCAGGUACUUGGCCUUUAAGUAGGGCCUCAUCUGAGCCCUUUGACGCAGUCUCUACUGUUAGGUUAGGUACAGUUGAGAAGGCAACAAACACGCCCCAUCAGAGAGGAAGCAAAGCCACAUCCGGCUUGUGAAUGAUUUUGCUGAGUCAGUUCUGUGGCAGCCCUAGUAGUACCUGGUCCCUGCCCCAGGGAGCAGGUGCAGAGCUGGUGGCUUCUCUCCUGCAAAAAGGCACUUUGACUGGCACCUGCUGAGAGCUGAAUUGGUGCUCUCAGGCUGUGGUCUUUCUACUUUUAACCUCAUUUAUCAAGAUGCACUUUAUUUGCAAACUCAGAAUGGCAAGCCACCUGUGACCCAAGGACCAGGAGAGAGGCCGGCAAUUUGUGUAAGUAGAGACCCUUCGUGUUGCAGUAGCCAGGUUUCUUGUGGGUGGUUUUUCUUUUUCCCCUGGGCAGAAACUUAACAAAGGGCAAAGGACAAAAUAUAUUAUUUCUGCCUAAAAUUAUCUGCUUCAAAAGAUAAAAACACCAGAGUACUUUGCUCUUCAUGAAAACAGUGUCAUUAAGGAUCACAUUUCGGUGAGUCAAAGUCACUGUCCACACAAAGACUAACCUGAUGGAACAGAAAAGGGCUCUAGAAUCACUCUACUAUUCGUCUUUUAUGUUACUGAAAGGUACCGUAUCUUUUCAAGUCUCCCCACAAAACAUUGGAAGUCAUGGACUAGAGGAAGUUCAUGAGUCUGGAUUAACAGACAAAAAAUUACAUGUUAGGUGAUGGUUCUGACCCUCCUAAUGUGGAACCCAGAGAGAAAAUUUUACUGUGAAAUAAACAAUAGAAUAAAUAAAUAUUAUGGUUUCUCUCCAAUAAUAGUUUCUCCUUUGGAAAUUAUGUUAUCAGCCUUGUCCCAAAUUUAGUACUAGUAAGAUUCUCAGACUUUAGAAUUAGUUCACCGGACUAAUAUGAAUGAUUGAUUGUUAUUUUCAAUAAGCUGUAAAUAGGGUUAUUGGGUGCUGCCCUGUGUCUCCUCCUAUACUUUGGAGUCUGAUCCAGCAAAAUGAGAAAUUUCCAGAUGCUGAAUGAUAAGCUACCAUUGACUCAGAUGGGUAGACUCCUGGCGUGUUUGGUUGUACAGAAUCUAAGAAUGUCACAAUACUCAAAACUAUAUUCACACACUUUAAUUUAUUGGUUCUGGCUGAGCAAUACGUUUGUUUUCUAAAGAAGGAGAUGGUCUUCCUGACAGGUGUUUUGCGUGUUUGUUUCAUCGGACGAUGCCUGGAAUGUCAAAAUGCUUUAUUCUGAUGGCACAGCGUUUCAUGAACCAGCCUUCCAUCUGAGAGUGGUUUCAUUUCACCGUAUUCUUCGAGCAAGUGCUUAUUAAGAAGUCAGCCUAAACAUUUCUUACUUGAGUUAUCAGGGAGUCAAUGUUACAAAGAAAGUCUUGAAAGAAUGGGAACUAUGCUUUUUUUAUGAAGUGAUGUAGAACACAAUGAAAUCUGUUUUACAACUACACUGUAUUUCAUUAUCUCCCAUUUUUACUUUAAAAAAAAAAAAAAUCCAAUAGGGAAUUCACUUCCAUUGGCUUCCAGGGGAGGUCUGUAAUCUUCAUCCUUUGAA